Plutella xylostella (diamondback moth) is the source of this 2938-nucleotide messenger RNA. Lineage: Eukaryota; Metazoa; Arthropoda; Insecta; Lepidoptera; Plutellidae. The record is from RefSeq and is a predicted model, not a curated record.
CUCAGUUACAAGAUGGCGAACACUCGGGACAGUGAUACAUCUUUGUGGCUCCACAAUAAACUUGGAACAUCGAAUGAUUCGUGGACAACCGGCUCAAUUUGUACACAAUUAAAUGCUGAAGUUUUGAAGAAUAUCAAGGAUUGUUUUCCGGACUUGCAAACACAAGUGAAAUUGAAAUUAUUGUUAAGUUUCUUUCACAUCCCGCGCAGAAAUGUUGAAGAGUGGAAAAAUGAGCUGGAGGAGAUUAUUGAGGUUGCGGGAGUGGACUCGGACCUGUGGGUGGCCAUGCUCGCCGAGACGCUCAAGACAUUCCCCUCUACCGGCAUCCUCAACACCGAGAUAUCUGAGUUUGACGAGACUAGACCAAUAUUUAGUGAUAUGAUCGGCGAGCUGAGGAGAGCCUUGGCUAAACAUGCAGAUUUGAACCUAUUGCCACUUGAGUGCCUAUAUUUAAAUAAGAAUGCCUUGGUUUCUGUGGUGGGCCAACAAGCCAGUCCCCAGAAACAUUUUACACUAAAACGUAAACCUAAGUCAGUAGCAUUACGUAGCGAGCUCCUAGCUAAAGCUAAUGAAGUCCUGGCCAAUCAGAAGAAGGCCCAGGCGCCCACUGUGCCUGUCAGAAGCAGAGGAAUGCCGAGGAAAAUGACUGAUACUACCCCCCUAAAAGGCCUCCCGUCCCGCUGGGCGGCGCGCAACAGCGGCGGCGUGCGGCCCGCGCCCGUGCCCGCGCGCCCCCCGCCCCGCUCCGGGAUCAAGUUGCUCGACAUCACGGAGCAGCCCGCCACGCACGCGCAGAUCAAGAAGAGGAGGAAACUCGAAAUGGAGGAGGGUGCCAAGAAGGCGCCUCCGCCCGCGCCGUCGCCGCCGCCGCCCGACUUCGCGGCCAAGGGCGCCAACAACCUGCCCGCGCCCAAGCCAGAGGAGGCGCCUGCUGUACCAGCGCCGCCGCCGGCGACCGCCGCCAAUCCCGAGGCGCCGCCCUCCCCGCCCGCGCCCCGCGCCGAGCCCGACCGCGUCGCGCCCACCACCACUGUUGUGUCGAGUACAGGCGCGAAGCCCAUCGUGCUCUCCGGGCAGGGGGGCAAGCUACUACUGGCGCGCGAGGCGGGAGGGAAGCCGCUGUUGGUGGCCGCGCAGGGACUGUUGUCGUCAGCCGUGCUGCUGCAGGCAGGCAAGGCGGUGUUGUUGCAGAAUGUGAAGACGCCGACAGCCGGUACAGUGGUGGCGCCGCGAGCCUCGCUGCCCCCGCCCGCGCUCACCUCCAUACAGCCGCAGAUAAAUACGCACCACAACCUACCCACGCAGGUGGUGCAGCCGGUACAAGUGGCUCCUCAACAAGUGCAGCCGCAGGCGUCCCCCGCCGCGCUGCCCGCGCCGCCGCUGCUGCCUAGGCGGGGGCUGUCGCUCACGCGUGAACAAAUGUUGGAGGCUCAGGACAUGUUCAGGAACGCGAACCGCGUCACGCGGCCGGAGAAGGCGCUCAUACUCGGGUUCAUGGCUGGUUCCAGAGACAACCCGUGUCCGAACCUCGGCAACAUAGUGACAAUAAAACUCUCCGAGAACAUCGAGAAUGUUCUACAGUCGGACGACACGUACUUGACCAUGCUAUCCGAAAUGCACUUCCAAAUGAACUACAAUAACGGACAGUGGACGAGACUCAAGAAAUACCGCCACAUCGACGGAAUGGUCCCACAGAAGAUACCUCCAGGGUCCACAGUCAUCUCCGCCAAUAACCAGCAACCGGUCGUGUCGAUAGCCAAUCAGAGCGUGAGUUGAGGCGGCCGACCAAUCGCGGCGUAGAUCGCAUAACGGCCUAUUUGAGUAGUAUAAAAGUUGUUGUUUUUCGUCGUACGUUUUGGUUAGUUUUUAUCCGAGAGGUUGCGUUUUGUUGGUAGCGAUAUAUUAUCUAAUAGUUUUGUAAAGCUUUCGAUAUUGAAGCGUUUGCGUAAGAGUUUAAGGUCUGUAUUGUGACGUCGAGUAUUUUGUUAUGCGCCAUUUUGGUUGCAGCAAGUUGUGGAAAUAUUUUUUUAUACAUAAUACCUUGUGUUAAGUCCUACUUGUCUUCUAUUCUUCUUUCUUGUCCGAUAAUUUUUAGUAACAGUAACGCUAUAGUUUUGAACUUAACAUUCUUGUUUCGUUAAUAGCAAUGAUCUCAAUGGAUACUUUGGUGUUCACAUAAUUGUUUAUGUAUUCUCAUGAAUACUUUGCAAUAUUUUCAUUGAGUGUCUGUUCAUAAAAAAUCGGAAUGAUUAUUUUGCAAUUGUGCCAAAACUGUCUAAUGAGUAUUUUAACGUAAGGACAUAAGUUUAUGAAAAAUCUGUUGUCUUGUUUCAUAUAUUUUAACUAAAAUAUCAUUUAGCUCUGUUCCUUAAUAACACAAUGCAUUAGAGUGUUAUUUGCAAUAGCGUGAAAAGAUAACUACUAAUUAAUUAUAUGAGGACGCUGAGUCUAUCGGAUCUAAAUGUAUUAUGUAUUAUAAUAUAUCCCCAUUGCCUUGAAUUAUACAUAUGUGAAAUUUUAUACAGUAUACAUCAUAUAAAAGCCUUAUUAUUACACACCAAUAUUAUGUAGAACCGAACCUCGCUAGAUUAUAAUAUUGUAGUCAGCUACUUAUGGAUUUGAAAUAUAAAUCAGCAAAAGAGCAUCUACUAUAAAGGCAGUUACCGAAAAAAAUAUUUUUUAAUCUUCCUACUAAUAAUACAUACAGUUAAGUAUUCAGAAACAAUAGCCCGUUCGGAUAAAGAAAUUAUAUGUAAAUGGCGGACAAUAGUAAUAUGCUCCUUCUCUGCCACCUAUGUACGAUGUACGUACCGGCAGCAAUAUCAAUAUGUUAUCGUUCAAUAUAUUAUCAAAUAUUAUGUUUGUUCAUUUAUAUGACUUGUUUAAUAACCCAUCUUCUAUUGGCCAGUGUCAGGAAAUCAAUGCAUCCCCAUUCAAU